Strongylus vulgaris is the source of this 1022-nucleotide messenger RNA. NCBI's taxonomy places the organism in Eukaryota, Metazoa, Nematoda, Chromadorea, Rhabditida, Strongylidae. The record is from the annotation of a GenBank genome assembly.
AUGGGCACCUCUUUACACAGCUGCUUUGGACACCCUGAGCAAUCUCGCAUAGAUCUUACUUGGCAUAAGAUGGUGCAUUGUGCUGAUCAUACCCUUCUGCGUAUCGUUAGAGAGGGGAUCUUCAGCACAGACAAAUUUAAGCUCAUACGUUCAAUGGAAAUUCUUACUGCUCUCUGUGGCUUUGAGGGAAAUGAGGCCACAAUAUGCGACUUCCUCGAUAAGAAUACCUUCGAACACAUUUUCAAUAUAGUCUGUAUUAAAGACAUAAUGAUGUGCGUUUACACAUUGGAGUGUUUAUAUCAGAUUUCGGAGAUGGGAGAUGUCGCAUGUCAGUUGUUGGCUGACAUACCGCGAGCCAUCACUCAACUUGUGUCUAUGGCUACGUUAGAAGCUGUCAGCUUUGGACCUGCAGGGCUUGCUGGCAUGAAAGUGGUGGAGUAUCAACCAACUCAUAUGAUGCAGCCACAUACUAUGCAGCAGCACAACCAGUAUGCUGUUCAACAUCAUCAAACACCGCAAAUCCAGCAAACGAGAGUGCUAUAUCCUGGAAGCACUCAAGUCGCUGGUCCACCGCAGCAAAUGCGACAUCUUGUACAACAGCAUAUGCAACAUCCAAAUGUUCAUGUACAGCCUCCUCACCAUAUAUCUGCUAUGCCACAAACGCCAAGAACUCAUUUCGCUCCUGCGCCUCAAGUUGCUGGCGUAGUUCCAGCUGGAGCGUCUGCAGGAGGAGAAAAUAAAGUCGAUCAACUGACGGAGCAGUGGAUCCGUCAAAAUUGUAUUUUGGAUAGGACUUCAGUUACUCCUCGUGGAGAGCUUUACGCAGCUUACGUGGAUGAUUUACGCAAUCAGUACCAUUCUCUCAGUGGUAGUCUCGCAAUGUUCAGUAACGUCAUGAAGAAUAUCUUCCCUGAACUUGUAUUCAAAAUGGCUGACAAUGGCUUGAUGAUGGUGGCACAAGGAAUCCGACUGGUGAAACCUCACCGUAAGUUGGACUUCACAAAAUAUUUUCAGCUGUAGAG